AUGCGGAGGAAUGAUCGCAGUUUGGUCCUAGCAGCCUGUAAUGGAUCGUUGAUAAGUAAGACUCCGUUUGAGAUCUUUCAACUGGUGGGCACCAUGGCAGAAGAAUCACGCGAUGAGGGGCAUGAAAGAAAUCUAGAAAUACCAAAAAAAAAUGAAGAGAAUGAGGAGAUGUCCAAGCUGGAGAAAACUAUGGAGAAGAGCAUGAACGAACUCAAAGAACUUCUGUCGAGCCUGACUAUACCGAAGAAGAUUCGUCAGUGUGGCCUUUACGAUGCCACCGAACAUCAGUCUGAAAACUGUCCUAAUUUCGGCGAGGACAUUGUUGAUGUUAAUGCCAUCGGAGGACAUGAUGGGAAUCCACGCAACUAUGAUCCUUUUUCAAACACUUACAAUCCAGGAUGGAUGGAUCACCCUAAUUUUCGGUGGAAGCAAGAUGGUCAGCCCCAACAGCAGAACAAUAUGGGAGUACCGAUGCAACGUCCCCAGUAUAAUCAGAACCAACAUCAACAACAGUACCAGCUAGGACCACCCCAACACCACAAUCAGAAUCAACAACAACCUCCUUACCAACCACCAUACCGGAGGGCACCAUGGGAAGAAGCCAUUGAAAACAUGGUUAAAGAGAGCGAGAAAUUUCACAAUAAAAUUUGCGCCGGUAUGAACCAAACCAACCAGCAGAUUAGUAAUUUGACUAAAGCGGUGGCCAAACUGGAGGAGAAUGCCGGUAAGCUUCCAACCAUGGGAAUCAAUCCCAGAGAACACGCCCAAGUUGUACUAACUGAGUUUCCAGAAGGAGAAGAGAAGGUAGAAGAGUUGUUGGCUGAGGCUGAAUUAAUUCAAGGAAACCUGAGUAAAAGUGGUAAAGAUCUAACUCUUGAACAAGCUGGAGGUAGCAAUCUAACCGACGCACCCUACCCAGGACGCCUGAGACAGAAAGCCAAAGAGAAGGAAGCAAGUAAAAUGAUCAAGAUGUUUCAAAAAGUGGAGUUAAGCAUACCCUUACUCGAUGCUAUCAGGAAAAUUCCAAAGUAUGCCAAAUUCUUGAAAGACCUUUGUUCGAGGAAAGUGAAGAUGGAGGAAGAAGUCUGUUAUGUGAUGGGAGAGAGUGUCUCGGCGGUGAUCCAACGGAAGCUACCCACGAAGCGAAAAGACCCAGGGAUGUUCACCAUUCUGUGCAACAUUGGUGGAACAAUCAUGGAUAAGGCUAUGAUGGACUUGGGAGCUUCAAUAAAUUUUUGA
Molecule: messenger RNA, 1239 nt
Organism: Salvia miltiorrhiza (redroot sage)
Lineage: Eukaryota; Viridiplantae; Streptophyta; Magnoliopsida; Lamiales; Lamiaceae
Exons: 2
Coding region: 1-1239 (412 amino acids)
Source: RefSeq, a predicted model, not a curated record